UGAUGUUAAAUUCAAGUUACCGGCCGGUAUCAAGAAACAUUCCCGAAAUGUCCUACCUGGAAAAAUUCAACAUAGAUGCCGAACACCUCGAAGUCCGUUUUCCGGGAGUUUUAACCAACGCCAUCCAACAAACCGGCAUAACCAGUGUAGACGCGUUGACGGGUCUGGGGAUACCCCAUUUACAAGAACAUUUAGUUCUUCCGGGACUUCGUUGCGCUAUAUACCGCACCGAUACUGGAGCCAGUGUCGAAGUCCCAUUUAGGGAAACCGGAAGAGACGCCAUCAACCAUGUGCUCCGGGAGAAUGGCGAGUGGAAUCGCCCGGGAAUCACUAGAUCCGGUCUCCGUAACGAUGGGCGCAUAGUGCAAAGACAGUGGCAGUUAUUGGCAGCCGCUUUAAUGGCGGUGGGGCCGCACGCAGCCCACUUAAUAGGGGCCGGUAUCCAGGCCGCUGGCCAAUCCCAUGCGGUCCCGCUGAUUGUUGUCGGUUUACAAGCAGCAGCACCAGCGGCGGUUCGACUGCUUGCCAAUGGGAUUCAGGAAGGAUCGCAGUCACAAGCCCUUCAGCCACGUGCUGUGCUGCCCCGUUCCAGUUGCUUAGAGGGCGACUACCCGGUGUUCCGCUGCCACGGGCACAACUGCCCCGUCCCAUCCUAGGCCCACAGCCCGGCGGUGUGUUCGCCCUCCGCGCUCCGCUUCCGGGGCCUCGCGUUGCAUUCCCAGUCCUCGCCCAGAACGCGGAAGAUGUCGGCGCGCCGGUUGUCGGUGUUCAUCCUCAACCCGCCGGCGCUCCACCACCGCACGCCGCCGC
Molecule: messenger RNA, 810 nt
Organism: Paramacrobiotus metropolitanus
Lineage: Eukaryota; Metazoa; Tardigrada; Eutardigrada; Parachela; Macrobiotidae
Exons: 4
Coding region: 3-656 (217 amino acids)
Source: RefSeq, a predicted model, not a curated record